GCCAACCGCAACAUGCCCACGCUCAUGUCACCACCCGAGUCCUUCCCAGGACACGCAAGAAUUCAGAAGAAAGCGACAAGAUCCAUAGCCUGCGAGAGAUGCCACUCACGGAGACAAAAAUGUUCAGGAGGACAUCCUUGCUCUAGAUGCGGUGAAACUAGUCCUCCUGCCGACUGCGUGUACCCGUCGCGCGAUCGUAAAGUGAAGCUGAGUCAACAAUAUAUUGAGAACCUUUUGAGAGAGAACGAACUCCUUCGGAGCAACACUGGAGCGAAUAUUGGAUCUACACCGGAAGCUCGACGUCUUACUCCACCACCAGUUACAGUCGAACAGAACACUGAAAGCCAAGAGACGACGCAGAAUCCAUUGAUAGAGGAGCGUCCCUGGUUCCAUCCUGUAUCAGCGCUAGAGUCACCUUUACACGUAGGUGAAGCCUCAGACGCUGCAUUCUCUACUAGAUUUCGCCAGACAGUAGCCACAGUCUGCACCAACCAUUUGCCGAGAACAAGCUUUAUAAAAGACGAACCAUUAACGCUCCUUGCGGAGACCGACCGUCAAUGGCCUACACCCGCUCGCGCACGGUUCCUGGUCAAAGUUGCGCUAAAUACUAUAUGUCGCUACUAUCAUAUUGUUCGUAAGAGUGUGGUACUUGAAAGUUUAGAAGAAGCUAUCAAGCUUAACGGCAAAAGUGACAGACUGAAGGUUGCAAAAUUGUUAGCCCUCUUUGCUUUGGGAGAGGCCUAUUCAGCCCGAAGUGCAGACCAAGGCUCCACAUUUCCUGGGCUGAUCUACUUCGUACAGGCCAGAAGGAUGGUUAGCAUCCCAGCUGAACGCCCUCAGGUUGAUUCAGUGGAGAUUGCACUACUUCUUACGUUGUAUUCAUUCAUCCUCAACAGACGUCAUUCAGCGUAUGUGCUCGCCAGCUCGGCUGUACGAAACUCUUUAGUAAUGGGCAUGCACUUGAACGUUCCGGAACAUCAGUAUCAUAAUCGUCGCGCCCGGGAGCACCGAAUACGACUGUGGUGGUCGGCGUACGUGCUGGACCGAUCAUGUGCUUCCAAAUUGGGUCUACCUAUGUCUAUCGCCGAUGAUGACAUCUUUGUUGACCCCCCAAGUGGCGACGGUAUUGAUGACGCGGACGAAGACUUCGACGACGUUGAUUACACGUUACGCAGUAUCGAAAUAGCGAGGAUCGCAGCGAAGUGUACGCGAGAAAUCUACGGAAGGAGGAAGUUCCACAGCCCUUUUUCGCAGCGAGUGCAAUCCGUUCUAAAAGAGUUCACAAAAUGGAUGGACACUCUUCCUGCGAAGUUCCAUCUGAAGAAUGAUGGCUCUUCCUCGCUACAACGACAUCAUAUUGUCUAUUUGCAUCUUAGGCUGAAUCAGGGUGUUAUCCUUGCAACACGCCCAAUCUUGUUGCACGCACUUCGCAUUCACCAGCAGUCACGCAAAGACCCCGUUCCCGAUCCUGUCCCAAAAUUAUCAGACAGCGCACGCACGUUGGCAGAGACGUGUACACAGUGUGCUCGACACUCGUAUCGUAUCAUCACGGAUGCGUGGAUCCAUGGCACUUUUGCAACGUUCGACUACUUUAACACGCAAUACCUUUUUUCUGCCGCUACCAUUCUUGCAGUAUCUAGCCUUCUGCACACCCCUCAAAGCAAAAGCGAUGGCGAGAACUUCGACAACGCAGUUGAGUUACUGAGGCAGCUAGCACAAAGCGGUAGCUUCGGUGCGAAAGAGUUCUGCGAACACAUUGAUGCAAUGUCGCAGAGCAUGGCCGCAGCCCGCAACGAAGUGCCGCAGUCCACUCUGGGUACUCCUGCAGAGCUACAGCAGCCAUCUGUGAACUCUUUCGCCGGUACAAGCAUGACUGCGGGCAUGGCGCUCGCUGACCCAUCGUUUCAAGGCUUCCUUGCAGAAACGGACCUAGACAUGCAAGCCCUGGACAACCCAUCUUUUUAUGGACUUCAAACGCCAUACUGGCCAGAGAUAUGGGGAGAUGACUGGGUGACUCCCAGUAAUGUGUAAGUCAAAAUUAAGCAAUGAACUUAGGGU
Molecule: messenger RNA, 2058 nt
Organism: Paraphaeosphaeria sporulosa
Lineage: Eukaryota; Fungi; Ascomycota; Dothideomycetes; Pleosporales; Didymosphaeriaceae
Exons: 6
Coding region: 13-2031 (672 amino acids)
Biological process (GO): DNA-templated transcription; positive regulation of transcription by RNA polymerase II
Cellular component (GO): nucleus
Molecular function (GO): DNA-binding transcription factor activity, RNA polymerase II-specific; zinc ion binding; sequence-specific DNA binding
Source: RefSeq, a predicted model, not a curated record